AUGACGAGCACCUCAACAUCUGGCAUCUUGUCUAUGGUCAGCUCAUCAAGCGCAUUCCCUAUACGUCGCCUCCAGCCAUGCAUGGACAAUCUAUUGGACAAUGAUCUUGUAGAUAACGUCUUGUGGGAAGAAAGUGAUCUUCCUGCAACUACUCCUUCUCUCAAUGAUAACCUUAUCCCGAAAUCGAGCAUCCGCUUGUCAGCUAUCGGGGGGAUCACGUACACUACCGGAGUGCCAAUAUUGGUCGGUCCGAAGUGGCAACUUGAUAAAAAUGCGAUCAGGCAUAUACCAAAACAAAGGCAGAACCAAACACAGGUAUUGGAUGACACCGAUUCUGAUACAGAGGGUUUUGGGACAGGAAAUGAAGAUUCCUCUGCGUCAGCCGCGCUUGACACUAGUGAUCAGAGCUGGAGCACCAAAGAAUUUGAUCCCAACAAAUCAAACAGAAACCCGACCCCAAAGCGAACACCAGAGCAAAAAUGGGCCCGUCUUUUCAAUGUCGUCUAUAUCGCCAUGCGCAUGUCAUAUAAGGAGACAUACCCUCAUCGCUCGCCUAUGUACCCUUUCGAGCCUGCAGACAUCAAACGCCCGCAUCGGCAAUGGUCACCGGAGUUUUGCAAUGUUCCUAUUCCGGACGUGACCAACAACCAGAAGCCCGAUAUAGUCCUCAUCGAUCGUGAUGUUCAACCAAAAAGUUGGGCACACGUCCUAACAUGCGUCGAGAUCACCGAAUCCGACCUCGGCGCAAACCAUAACAUACCGUUGUUCAAGGGGGUGGUCACCAAAGGCUACCUCAUGAUGCGAGAACAGCCCUGGCGCCGCUUCGUCAUCCUUUUCAGCCUUGCAGCAAAUAAUCUUCGCGCUCACUAUAUAGACCAUUCAGGUCUUAUCGUCACACGUCCCAUCACCAUCAACGGAAACCCGACGCGUCUUGUCGACAUGCUCAACACCAUGUCGUUAGCCAACAGCAAAGCCUAUGGCAUGGAUCCCACCAUGCACAUGUGCAAUGAGUCCUGCCAGCAAUCACAUUGCCACGUGGGGGACAAUGGGAUCGGUUGGAUAGAGGACGAGAAAAAGCAGAAGUUAUGGAUUAUCGCCGUUUUGUGGAGAAGUCAGGGUCUUUUCUCUCGCGGAACGAUUUGUUACCGCGUUCGGGACAGGGACGGAGUCGAAUAUGCAUUGAAGGAUUGUUGGGUGGAUGAAGCAAAAAAGGAUCACGAAGAAAAGGUCCUUGAGCUGGUUCGGGGCAUCCCUAAUGUAGUUACUCUCGUUGCGGCUUGGGAUGUUGAGUACAAUGGAGAGCCUGACUCCACGCUGCGCAUCCGUCAUUGCCACGGGAAAUUCAGUCCUGGAUUCCGCUGUAAAUAUCACCGGCACAUGCUUUUGACCCCUUGUGGAGAACCGUUGUCGACAUACUCGACUAAACGAGAGCUAAUAAGCGCUUUUCGCGACUUCGUAGUCGCGCACAAGGAAAUGGUCAGAAAGAAUGUCCUACAUGGAGACCUUAGCCCAAACAACUUUAUCAUUUAUGAAGGACAAGGGUACUUCAUUGAUUUUGACCACGUGCAGAUCAUCACGCAAGGCAACACCAGUGUUUGUUCACGCGGUACAGGCACCAUGCCAUACAUGUCUAUCUGCCUUCUGCGCCAUCUGCAUUUGGUGUCUAAACAGCGAGAGAAGGGUCUCGAAAUGACGAUGACGGAACAGACUGCCGCCGAUGAUCUCGAGUCUCUCUUCUACAUUUUUGUCGAAUUCAUGACCACGUACGAUGGGCCGCGAGUGACAAUAAUAUACCCGAAGACAGAACAGUGGUCUGAUCAAUUGGAGGACGUAGGCUCCAGGGCUGUUUUGUACAAGUCGGGGCUAUUGCUCGUCGUAAAGCAUGACAAGGAGUUGAUGAAUCGUACGACGCCUUACUUUGCCGAACUCAAGCCUCUCGUUCAGGAAUGGCGCCUCAUAUUUCUUCGUGCAGUUGAUGAAACUUCUGAGAGCACCGUUACUCACGGUGACAUUGAGGGGGUCAUUGUGAAAUGGAUCUCUCACCUGGUUGCCGAUGAGCCUCCUCCGGUUCCUCAAUCCUCAUCACUGAGUCCAGCUCACAUCUCAGGUCAUCCAGUUCCUCGUCGCUCAACCCGCAAGACUUUCCAGGUAAAGAGACCGUGA
This is a messenger RNA of Suillus discolor, 2163 nucleotides long. RefSeq lists its product as uncharacterized. Gene Ontology annotation, biological process: protein phosphorylation. NCBI's taxonomy places the organism in Eukaryota, Fungi, Basidiomycota, Agaricomycetes, Boletales, Suillaceae. The transcript is spliced from 3 exons. The record is from RefSeq and is a predicted model, not a curated record. Bases 1 to 2163 code for a protein of 720 amino acids. Gene Ontology annotation, molecular function: ATP binding; protein kinase activity.